Molecule: messenger RNA, 2436 nt
Organism: Phycodurus eques (leafy seadragon)
Lineage: Eukaryota; Metazoa; Chordata; Actinopteri; Syngnathiformes; Syngnathidae
Product: protocadherin alpha-13-like
Exons: 1
Coding region: 52-2436 (794 amino acids)
Biological process (GO): homophilic cell-cell adhesion
Cellular component (GO): plasma membrane
Molecular function (GO): calcium ion binding
Source: RefSeq, a predicted model, not a curated record
GUGCGAUUCUAAACGCGUGCGCUCCACUUGCAGCAUUUGAACUGCUUUGGGAUGACGAUGGGGCACGGUACAAACACCCGAGAAGAGGGACGCCGCUGGUUUGGAUUGUAUUUGUGGCUCGUCGUUUUGUUUGGAGAGCAGGCUGGGGCUCAGAUAAGGUACUCUGUUCCCGAGGAGGUUGAAGACGGAACGGUGGUGGGAAACAUCGCCAAGGAUCUCGGGCUCGACAUCGGCGGCUUGGGCGAUCGACGGAUCCGCGUCGUGUCGGGAUCCGAGGAGGCUGCUAUUUUUGAGGUAAACCGCGACAAUGGGGCUCUCUACGUGUCCCGCCACAUAGACAGAGAGGAGCUGUGCCAGGGCGGCGCCGCGUGUCUCGUGGAGCUGAAAAUUCUGGUGGAAAACCCGCUGGAAAUCCACUACGCGCUGGUCCAAAUCGUCGACGCGAACGACCACGCUCCGAGCUUCCCCGAAGCCGAGCAGACGUUCCAAAUCGCCGAGCACACUUUGCCAGGGAGGAGAUUUCCACUGCACGCGGCCCGGGAUCCGGACGCGGGCAUCAACUCCAUCCGCACGUACACCUUGACGCCAAAUGAUCAUUUCGAGAUCAAUAUCCGCCAGAGCGACGCCGGGAAGGUUCCGUUUCUGGUGCUGAAGAAAUCUCUGGACCGGGAACAGAAGGACAAACAUUCGCUGCUGGUCACAGCCGCGGACGGAGGCAAACCUCCACUUUGCGGCGCCCUCAAUGUCUCCGUUAUUGUCCUCGACAGUAAUGACAACAGACCGGUUUUUAGCCAGGAUAUUUAUGAAAUGACUAUCGCAGAAAAUAUUGAAAUGGGCACAUCAAUAUUUCAAAUGAACGCAACGGAUGCAGAUGAAGGCACGAACGGAGAAAUUGAAUACAUCUUUUCCAAAACAUUAAGUAGAGACGCGUACGACAUUUUUGAAUUGGAUGAAUUAACUGGAGAGAUGCGCGUGAGAGGAAAAAUUGAUUUUGAGGAAAAUAACCUGUACGAGUUGGAUAUUGACGCAUCCGACAAAGCGACGCCUCCUCUGACAGGCGAGUGUCGAAUUAUAAUAAAAAUAAAAGAUGUCAACGACAAUGCUCCACAAAUAGAAGUGACGUCACUGUCAAAUCAAGUGUCUGAAGAUUCCAAACCUGGCACAGUUAUUUCCCUCAUUAGUGUAACAGAUAAAGACUCGGGCGUGAAUGCGAAAAUUAUUUCACGAAUAACAAAUAACGUACCGUUUGAAUUAAAACCGUCUUACAAGGAGAACACCUACUCGGUCGUCACCAAAACAUUUUUGGAUAGAGAGGACGUGUCACAUUAUGAAUUAUUCAUUAAAGCGACUGAUUGUGGGGAAACUCCCUUAUCUUCAUUCAAAAGUCUCAACGUCCAAGUGGCUGACGUAAAUGACAACAGUCCACAUUUUGAACACAACCCGCUGGAGUUUUACCUUCGAGAAAACAACAUUGCGGGAAAAUCUGUAUUUUCCGUGAGCGCAAUGGACAAAGACAUGGAUGAAAACGCGGCCAUUUCGUAUCAAAUAUCGAGAGGGGGGAACGCAAAUGACAUCGCAUCUUUCCUCAACAUUAACUCGGAGACUGGAGAAGUGACGGCGCUGAAGAGUUUUGACUUUGAGACGCUGAAAAGCUUCCAGUUCCAGGUGUCGGCCACCGACGGCGGAAGUCCUCCGCUGAGCGGCAACGUGACGGUGAAGGUGUUCAUUCUGGAUCGGAACGACAACGCUCCGGUCAUCCUGUAUCCGCUCGGCUCCAACGGUUCCGCCCGAGGCGCGGCGGAGAUUCCCCGCGACGCCAAAGCGGGAGACUCGGUGACGAAAGUCCGAGCCUACGACGCCGAUACGGGAUAUAACGGCUGGUUACUGUUUUCGCUGCGGCCGCUCGGCGAGCGCGCUCUCUUUUCUCUGGACCGCUAUACGGGCCAGAUCAGAACACUUCGCCCGUUCACGGAGACGGACGAGGCCGAGCAUCGACUGCUCGUACUGGUCAAAGACAACGGCGACGUUUCGCUCUCGGCGACGGCGACCGUGACCGUCAAACUGGCGGAGCCCAAAGAGGCUUUCGCGGCUUCCGACCACGCGGGAAGCGCGGCCGAAGAGGACGAGCGCGAGGACCGGGUGACUUUUUAUCUGGCGCUGACUUUGGGCUCGGUCUCGCUGCUUUUGGUCAUCAGCGUGGUGGUGCUGAUCGCCAUGCGCUGCUCCAAAUCCGCAGAGUCCACUUCCAAAUAUCUACGAGACGCUCAUUACGACGGCACGCUGUGUCACAGCAUCCAGUACAGAUCGGGAGACAAACGCUACAUGUUGGUCGGACCCAGAAUGAGUAUUGCUUCCGCCGGCGCCCCGGGCAGCCACGCCGGCACGCUGGUGCUUCCCGAUGGCGCACGCGCGUCCACAGGGGAGGUAAGAAUCUGA